UCAACAGCAGCAUAUUUUUGCCAGUUCAUUCAUUGCAAGUUUCGAUUACCCCGCGACAGAUGAUCAACAAUGUAAUCAAUUUUCCCGUGGCGUCGGUCUGUGUGUGUCGAUUGCAGGCAUAAUGCAAGCAUGUCUCGCCGGCGAUUCGGUAAUAAUCAUCGCUGGGCGAACGCCGUGCCGGCCGGAGCGGAGGACGAUGACGACAACGAUGGACUGAUUGACGAUGAGCCCGACGAUCGUCUAGAGAAAUUCGGAGAGAUUCAGAUCUCGCGGAUGGUGGAAGAAGAAGAGGAUGAGCCGUGUCUGGAGGAAGAGAUGCUGUUUGGACGACCGCGUCGAGCACAGCCUGUUGCGCCUGCCUUCCAUGCCUGGUCUUCCUUGGGAGUGAAUGAGCGCAGCUCUGAUGAGGAAGAACCUUAUUUUAUGAAAUCUCAAGCGCUGGCGAUGCCGGGCAAGCAGGUGCAUCAGCCGGAUACGCGGACGGAUCGGGAUUUGGUGGAUUUUCUCCGCGCCUUCGACUGCGAAGAGGCGUAUGAUGUUCUGCAACAGCGCGGAAUUUCCCUGCGUCAGCUGCUGGAAAUGACGGACGAUGAUAUUUCUGAUGUAAGCGAUUGCUUGUACGGUAUUAUCUGAUAGUUGUGGAAACUUAAGCCUGCGAAUGUUCCGCUUCCGUUUCGAAAAAUUAAGAAACAUCAGAAAACGAGAAAUCAGUCUGCAUGGAAUAAAUUCAAUUUUUUAAAUAAUUAUAUUAUUUUUAUUUUAUUUAGUAUUUUUGUUUUGCAUAUCAGCGAAAGCGUACCUUGUAAAUUUGUAAUUAUUGAUUGCAGGCUUUUUUUCAUUUUGCUUUGUUUCGUUGUAUAAGAAAGUCUUUACUUGUACGUUUUCACGUAUC
Messenger RNA from Paramacrobiotus metropolitanus, 892 nucleotides. RefSeq lists its product as uncharacterized. The transcript has 3 exons. NCBI's taxonomy places the organism in Eukaryota, Metazoa, Tardigrada, Eutardigrada, Parachela, Macrobiotidae. Bases 130 to 633 code for a protein of 167 amino acids. The record is from RefSeq and is a predicted model, not a curated record.